UUAACUUUGAGAUUUCUCUCUAAUUUUACGGUAAUCCUCUCAUUUGGGAAAAUCCCUCCAAAAUUUUUCCCCAAAAUUCAAAUCCCUACUCUACAAAAAAAACCCACUGCGCCCAAUUCCAAUUUCAGACCCAAACUCGUUCUAUGGCCGCCGACUACGAACCUCCUUCUUUCUCUCUCGGACUCGAUUUCGGGUUCGAAUCGGAGCUCCAAACAGCUGCUCCGCCCGACUCCAGUCCUCCGCGUCCGGUUGACACUGAUGUGGAUCGAGAGAUCGAGCCGCCGCGGGAGCUCAAGAGGCUGAAGCGAGGUCUGCCGGAGAAGCGGGAGCCCCCAACGACGCCGUUUUGGAGUAUUGAAGAUGACAUCGAAGAGUUCUCUUCUCCCGAAGAUACUAUUCGAGCAGAUGUGCAACGGUCAACACAGUACCAAACAUCCUGUAGUAGUUCUAAAGUCCCGUUGCGUGGAAGUGGGGUUUUAGCUUCACAAUCAUCCAACCAUAGCAUUGGAAGGAAAAGGAUUCAUAUUUCUGAUGUCCCAGCUUCUGUGAGUUUGGAGGCAAGCCACAAAGAAUUUGUUUUUCCAAAGUUAACUACCAGCCCUCUUCGUAGGUUUCAGUUAAUUGAUUCCGAUUCUGAUGAUCCUUCAGUCAGUCAUAGUGUUAGUAGGGUUACUUCUAAGGUUGACUCAUCAUCAAAGAAGCAACACACAAACCCUGGCCAUUCUGCAACUACUAGUGGUACAAACAAAAAUGCAUCUACAAGUAUGCCUGAAGACGUUGAUUUGUGGAAAAAUUUUAGUCCAAUCAAGAAGUUUAACAUUCCAACACCUGCUUUGGAUGAGGUAUGUCAAGAAUACUUCCAAUCUGUGAAGGAUAAGACUACUCAAAAUCUGGAGAGGGAUGCAUAUCUGUAUACCAAUGAGAAUUUUCAUGAAACGACACCCAGUGGUCAAGAUGUUGAACAACUCUGGAAUGUGGCUGAUCCCCUUCCACCCGCCCAUCAUUACUUUUUCCACGAUGAUCCAAAGAUUCGAAAGUUAGUCUCUAGUCGCUUGCCGAAUUUUUCCCCCUUGGGUGCUGUUAGUGUCGGUGGAAAUCAAGUGACUGGUGUAUCAGUUAUUGAUUACAUGGGUCAAUUUAGCAAUGGAGAAGCUUCAAAACGGACAGUGAAUCGGAGACAAAGUAUUUCAAACAUAUCAAAUGUUGAAGAAGUCUUGCAUGGUUCUGGAAACUGGGUGAACCCAAAAGGUAAAGCUAAACAGAAAGGUAGUGUCAAGCGGAGUGUAAACAAGGGAAGAAAUAAGUCGGUCAAAUCAAACACCGGGAACAUGGAGCAUGCUUCUGGAAACUGGGUGGAACCCAGAAUCUCUGCCAGCAAAAAGCGGAUUCAAGCAAAUGCACAAUCUUCUGGUGAAUGGUACACACCUAGUCAAAGUGGUCAAGCUAGUGGGCAAGCUGGUGGUCAUUGGUAUACAGGUCCUGGUGGAAGGAAGGUUUAUGUUAGUAAAACUGGGCAGGAAUUGACAGGUCAAACAGCCUACAGACUGUACUCAAAGGAAAGUGGGAAACGGGCUGUGAAGGCCAGAAAAGGGAAAGCCAAAAAAUAAAAAUAGUUGAAUUUCAUGCCAUGUACCAAAAUUUUUCUGUAACAUUUAAAAAAGAAAUAAUCCAUGUUGUAUGAACAUAGUUUCAUCAAUUUGAUAUAGUGUAAGCCUUCCCAUGCUAAUCUUUUAAGACAGUUUGCUCAAGAUGAUAUCAGGAUA
This is a messenger RNA of Rosa chinensis, 1763 nucleotides long. RefSeq lists its product as uncharacterized. The transcript is spliced from 5 exons. The record is from RefSeq and is a predicted model, not a curated record. Bases 144 to 1607 code for a protein of 487 amino acids. Lineage: Eukaryota; Viridiplantae; Streptophyta; Magnoliopsida; Rosales; Rosaceae.